AUGUUCAUGGGCUACGAAGAAGCGUCAAAAGCUUAUCGAGUGUACGACAUUGAGGCGGACCACGUGGUGAUCAGUCGUGACAUCACCUUCGACGAAUCGACUUUUGAUUUUUCGAUGGACCGACCAAGUGACGAUGAUGAAGAUGCGGAGUUGGACCUCGAACUCCUGGCGAUCAACGAGGACGACGUGCGUCAAACCGUCUACAAGCAGACUGGCAAGCGCAAGAGUGAAGCAAGACCCGGCAUGUCACGUUCAGCUCGCCCUCGAACUGGGUUGGAACAAGCAAGUGCGCCGGAACACGUCUCCAACCGUCACCAGAAACGACGAUCAAGUGCUCCAGAAACGAUGUCUGAUGACGAAGAAGAUGCAAGCGUCUACGAUCAAGAUGACGACUCGACGCCUCCAACAUUUUGGCGUGCAAGUGCAAACGCAGUGGAAGCAACGGACCUAGCAGAACCUGUGACUUUUCAAGACGUGAUAAAUGGUCCUGAUCAAGCUCACUGGCGAAAUGCUGUGAAGGCGGAACUCAAGUCGAUGCAUCUUCGUGGAGUUUUCCGUGCGGCCAAACUACCAAGAGGCCAAGGCGCGAUCGGCACCAAAUGGGUGUUCAAGAUCAAGCGCAAAGCGGAUGGAUCGGUCGAGAAAUACAAGGCGCGUCUCGUUACCAAGGGCUUCAAGCAGAAGUACGGCAUCGACUACACAGAGACGUUCUCGCCCGUGGUCAAGUACGUGACACUGCGUAUGGUGAUCGCGAUCACCAAGUAUUUCGACUGGCCACUGGACCAACUCGAUGUGGUGACAGCCUUUCUCUACGGAGUGAUGAAGGAGAAGGUGUACUGCGUGAUACCAGAAGGCGUCGAGAUGGAUGGCGACUUCGACUGUCUCGAGUUGGUGAAGGCGAUCUACGGUCUCAAGCAAGCUUCACGUGUGUGGAACGAGACUUUCGACGAGUUCGUAUGCUCUAUCGGUUUCGAAGCGUCGGCGUUCGACCCAUGUCUCUACAUCAAGGUUGUCGACGGUCACUGUGUGCUCGUGCUGGUCUACGUGGAUGACGUGUUGGUCACCGGCAGCUCGCUCGAGUUGAUUGCGCAGACGAAGGCCGACCUCAAGACGCGUUUCGAGAUGACCGACAGUGGCAAGUGUACUUUUGUACUGGGCAUCGAACUGGUGGACGAAUCGGAUGGCAGCGUGACGAUGUGCCAGCGACGGUAUGUCAACGACAUCCUCAAGCGCUUCGGCAUGGAUGAGUGCAAGGCCACAGCAAGUCCGGUCGACUUGAGCACUCGGCUUGUCGCAAGCACCGAAGCGGCCAAGAUCGACGUUCCGUUUCGUGAAGCUGUGGGAGCUUUGAUGCACUUGACGACUGCGACGCGCCCGGACAUUGCGUAUGCUGUGGGGUACGUCUCGCGCUUCAUGGAGAAUCCGCAGCAAGAACAUUGGACGGCGGUGAAGCGCAUCUUUCGUUACUUGCAAGGGACCAAGUCGCACGGACUCCGCUUCCAGCCAAGCGACAAGAUCGACUUUCGUGGCUACUCGGACGCGGACUGGGCCGGCGACCACGCUGAUCGCAAGUCGACUUCGGGUUACACUUUCAUGCUGAUGGGUGCUCCUGUGAGUUGGGGAAGCAAGAAGCAGUCAAGUGUGUCGCUGUCGACGAGUGAAGCGGAAUACAUCGCACUGAGUCUGGCCAUCCAGGAAGGCAAGUGGGUGCAUCGCCUGCUAUGCGAGAUUUUGGCGGCCGCAAACGAACCAGGACCGGACCUCGUCAUCCGUGAAGACAACCAGUCGUGCAUCAAGAUGACGAAGAAUCCGGUGAAUCAUGGCCGCGCCAAGCACAUCUACAUCAAGUACCAUCACAUCCGUGAUGAGGUCAAGCGCGGUGAAGUGCAGCUCGAGUAUUGCGAGACUUCCGUGAUGAUGGCGGACAUCAUGACCAAGGGACUUUCGGGACCUCGUCACAAGGACUUGACGACGGCUCUCGGCAUUCGUGCGAGUUCGGAUUGA
Peronospora matthiolae is the source of this 2004-nucleotide messenger RNA. The record is from the annotation of a GenBank genome assembly. Lineage: Eukaryota; Oomycota; Peronosporomycetes; Peronosporales; Peronosporaceae.